This is a messenger RNA of Rotaria sp. Silwood1, 1524 nucleotides long. The record is from the annotation of a GenBank genome assembly. Lineage: Eukaryota; Metazoa; Rotifera; Eurotatoria; Philodinida; Philodinidae.
AUGAAUUAUUCAAAUAUUGGUAUUCUUGAUCUACCAGCUGAAAUUUUACUGAUUAUUUUAUCAAAAUUAAAAAAUAUCGAUGUAUUAUAUUCACUUGUUGGUGUUCAUGAAAGACUUGAUAGAAUAGUAUGUGAUACAAUCUUUACUAGAUCUAUUGAUUUAGCAACAAUAUUAUCCAAUAAUAAAAAUGAUUCAUUGAUUAAUCAAAUAUUGAUUCGAUUUUGCCUGGAUAUCUUACCUCGAAUUCAUCAAAAUAUAGAAUGUCUUACUCUCGAACCAUUGUUUAUGGGAUGCAUACUUCGUAUAAGUAAUUAUCCUAAUCUACACAAACUCAAUAUUGUUAAACUUGACAUAGAUAAGGCAUUAGCCUAUUUCAGUGAUGAAUCACCUUUUGUUCAAAUUUUUAAGGAAAAAAUUUCUCAUCUUGUUAUUACCAUUACUGAUGAUACUGAUAGUGUAUCAUUGUUAGAUUUAGUUAAAAUUGUAUAUGCAAAAAUUUUUGCUUUAUUCACAAGUCUAACUCAUUUGGAGUUUGGUACAUAUAAUACUUCUCAACAUCGUCCAUUAGUUCUUAUUUUUGAUGAUUGUCUUUGUUUACUCAAUGGUCGUCUGUAUCAAAUGAAAACUUUUAUCGUUACUGUUGAUCAUUUUUUACCUGUUAUGUCAAAUAACAUCAACUAUACGAAAGGUUUACAUAAUCUAAAAUGUUUUUCAUUAAUGUCACGUUCGGAAAUCUUUACAUACGAUAAUCAAAUUGUACCAUUACUUCGUCAAAUGACACAACUAGAAAAACUUACAUUAUCUCUUAAUGUUUACCAACGAACAACAUUCAUUGAAGGUACUCAUUUGAAUAAGGAAAUUCUUAGUCAUAUGUCACAUCUAAACACAUUUAUUUUUGAUAUCGUUACACAUAUUGUCAUCAAUGAUGAUGAAAAUCAGAAGACAAUUGUUAAUAUUCAAAGUACAUUUGUUCAAGAUAUUGAUGGUUAUAUCGACUAUUAUCCAAAUACGAAACAUCGAUGUCAUAUCUAUUCACUUCCAUUUACCAUAGAAUAUUUACAUCAUAUAACCAAUAAUUUUCCCGGUGGUAUAUUUAUAAGUGUACGAACUUUAUCUAUAUUUGAUGACAUACUUCCAUUUGAACAUGAAUUUUUCAAACGAAUUUCUCAUUCGUUUCCAUUACUUAAUUCUCUCACGAUAAUCAAUUCACAACAACAAAAUGAAAAACAAACACGACAGUUAUAUAAUAAUGAAAAACUAUUUUCAAUUAUCAAAUUUCCUCAUCUUUUUCAGCUUAAUCUCGAAUAUGCUCAUAUUGAUUAUGUUGAACAAUUUCUUUUCGAUACAAAUACAUAUCUUCCAUGUCUGGAUCAACUUCAAAUUCAAUUCGAACAUUUAUAUAUCAUCACAGAAAAUUUUACAAGUAAUUCAACACGAGCUGUUUGUUCUAAAAUAAAACGUAUCGAUUUUUCUGAAACAGUUGUUCAAUCAAAAGAUUUUUAUCUCUAUUUUCCUUUAUUAUAA